AAAUCAGACAAACUAUUUUAGUUAACUACUUAAAAUAGUUAUUUCAUUGAAAUGUUUUUAUCGAUUUUAAGUAGACAAGUUAACAGCCCAUCAUAAGAAAGGCGGUUGACUCCUCUGCUAAUUCAAAUACGAUGCAUUUACUGUAUUUUAUUUUAACCAUAUAUUUUUUCCGAAAUGUAAGGGCAGAUGUUGUUUUGGAUCGUACGACGGACCCUAGUAUACUUGAAGACGCAAGUUUAGAUACGUUUUCCCUGAUUAGAAAAUAUGGUUUUCCAUGCGAAAUCCAUCGCGUUUACACGGAAGACAAAUAUAUUCUCGAAAUGCAUAGAAUCCCCCACGGGAGAGAUGACGUCAGUGCCGUAGGGAGACCAGUGGUUUUUCUGCAGCAUGGUCUACUGUCAUCAUCUGCGGAGUGGGUCCUCAUGCUGCCCGGGAAAGGACUUGCAUAUAUUUUAGCAGAGGCAGGCUACGACGUAUGGAUGGGCAACGCUCGAGGGAACACUUAUUCCAAGCACCACGUCUCACUAAAUCCCACAUCAUCUUCGUUUUGGAAGUUCAGUUGGCACGAGAUCGGUUAUUACGACCUGCCUGCCAUGAUAGACUAUGUUAUAAAAGAAACUGGUGUUCCAAAAAUACAUUAUAUUGGAUUUUCUCAAGGGACCACAGCAUUUUGGGUGAUGACAUCUACAAGACCUGAGUAUAAUGAUAAAAUCGUGGCGAUGCAAGCCUUGGCGCCAGUGGCCUAUGUUGGAAAUGUUAGGAGCCCUUUAAUCAAAGCCAUUGCUCCGUUUACAAACUCAAUGGAAAUACUAUUCAAACUUCUUGGACGGAAUGAGUUCUUGCCUAACGGGAAAGUGAACGAGUUGGCUGGUCAGUCAUACUGCGUAGAAGAAGCGAUCACUCAGGUGCUGUGCACAAACCUCCUGUUUCUGUUGUGUGGUUUCAACGUAGAACAACUAAAUGCUACAAUGCUUCCCGUAGUUUUGGGCCACACGCCAGCCGGUGCAUCUACAAGGCAAGUCAUCCAUUUCGGUCAGCUCUACAACUCCAACAAAUUCGUCCAGUUUGACCACGGCUGGUUGUCCAAUAAACGACGAUACGGGACCUUCAAACCCCCAGCCUAUAACCUAACUGCGAUUACCACCCCAGUAUUUCUCCAUUAUGCUGACAAUGACUGGCUAUCAACACCUAAUGAUGUUGACAAAUUGCUCAAAGAAGUAAAUUCCGCUGUAGGAAAGUACAGAGUACCGUUAGCCAAAUUUAAUCACUUAGAUUUCGUUUUUGCUAUCAAUGCGAAAGAACUUAUAUAUGAUAGGUUACUAAAUAUAAUGAAACUGUUUAAUAAAUAA
Amyelois transitella is the source of this 1349-nucleotide messenger RNA. RefSeq names its product lipase 3. Gene Ontology annotation, biological process: lipid metabolic process. The record is from RefSeq and is a predicted model, not a curated record. NCBI's taxonomy places the organism in Eukaryota, Metazoa, Arthropoda, Insecta, Lepidoptera, Pyralidae. The transcript has 6 exons. Gene Ontology annotation, molecular function: hydrolase activity, acting on ester bonds. Bases 132 to 1349 code for a protein of 405 amino acids.